AGGGGAAGGGGGCGAGGGGGCGGAGCGCUGCACUUUGGUAAAGUUAACUUUCGGUUCGGGCUUUGGAAGUCCAGGGCUGGGGGUCCGGAGGAGGAGGUUCCCGGCUCCCCAGCAGGGGACGCGGCGGGGAAGCUGGUCAGCCCCUGGCCGCCUCGUGGGCAAAGCCUCGCGUACUUAGCCCCCGGGCGCGGCGCUCCCCGACGUGGCCGGGGCCCGGGUGCGAGGAGCGGCCAACGCGGAGGGGAAAGGCUGGGGUCCGAGGAGAAGUGCCCUCCAUGGAGCCAGAGGGGGGGGCCGUGGCCCACGUAGGCACCGAGGGCCAAGUCCAGGAGCCCCACCCCCUCCCAGCCUUGGGCUCGCAUCCUGAAGACCCAGCCCAGGACAGCUCCGACGGUUCGGACACGGUGUUGUUGCGCCUGUAUCCCUGUACUCCAGACUCGGGGAGUCCGGACCUGGAUGGGGGCCUCGCCGCACCUCACACAGGCAGCUCCUUGAAGCACUCCACCACCCUGACCAACCGGCAGAGGGGAAAUGAGAUUUCAGCUCUGCCUGCCACCCUGGACUCUCUGUCCAUCCACCAGCUUGCCGCUCAGGGAGAACUGACCCAGCUGAAAGAAUACCUUCUUAAAGGUGACAACUUGGUGAACAAGCCCGAUGAGCGUGGCUUCACCCCCCUGAUCUGGGCAUCUGCUUUUGGAGAGAUCGAGACUGUGCGCUUCCUGCUGGAGUGGGGUGCUGAUCCUCACAUCCUGGCCAAGGAACGAGAGAGCGCCCUCUCCCUGGCCAGCACUGGCGGCUACACAGAUAUCGUGGUCAUGCUUCUAGAGCGGGAUGUGGACAUCAACAGCUAUGACUGGAACGGUGGGACUCCGCUGCUCUAUGCUGUGAGAGGGAACCAUGUGAAGUGUGUGGAAGCUCUGCUGGCCAGAGGGGCCGAUCUGACAACAGAGGCGGAUUCAGGCUACACCCCAAUGGACCUGGCUGUGGCCUUGGGACACAAGAAGGUCCAACAGGUGAUGGAGAACCAUAUCCUUAAGCUUUUUCAGAACAAGCUGCUUCCAGAGACAGAGUGAAGGGGGCCUACGACACUGGGCUUUGGUCCUCUGCCUUCCACCUUGGUGCUCAGGAAGGCCAGCUUACUAAGAAGGCAGUUCUUCAGUCCCUAUGGCCAGGGAGAACAGGUCCAAGAGGAGGUCUCCCUCUUCCUAUGGCUGAAAGCUGUAUAUCUUUCCCUAGCCACCUACAGAGCUUUGGGGGGCCACCUAAGAACUCAGUGCCCACCAAUCAUGUCUACUGUGACACAACGGGCAAACCCCAGACAGAAACAAGGCAGCUCCUCUCCCUCCCAGGACCAUGGGAGGGACUGUGCUACUGGCUAAUGACUUGCCCUGGCUGGAAACGUAGCUCCCCACUCCACCCAGCGGUGCUGGCUCUUCUGCUGCCCCCACAUCAGCCAUCCUUGUAGUCCCUCUCUGCCUCCCCCAGCCCAUGAAAUGGGAACAAAUAACCAAUAAAAACCAGCUGCUACCCAAACAA
Molecule: messenger RNA, 1536 nt
Organism: Trichosurus vulpecula (common brushtail)
Lineage: Eukaryota; Metazoa; Chordata; Mammalia; Diprotodontia; Phalangeridae
Gene: RFXANK
Product: regulatory factor X associated ankyrin containing protein
Exons: 9
Coding region: 276-1073 (265 amino acids)
Biological process (GO): regulation of transcription by RNA polymerase II
Cellular component (GO): nucleus
Molecular function (GO): protein binding
Source: RefSeq, a predicted model, not a curated record